This is a messenger RNA of Plasmodium falciparum 3D7, 5439 nucleotides long. RefSeq lists its product as uncharacterized. The record is from RefSeq and is a predicted model, not a curated record. Lineage: Eukaryota; Apicomplexa; Aconoidasida; Haemosporida; Plasmodiidae.
AUGGAAAAUAGUACGAAGAAGAAAUUAAAAUUGAACGAAUAUUCUUAUAAAGUCGUUCAUCAUAAAAGUAGCAAAGGAGGAGAAGAAAGGUCUCAUGUUGAUUCUAAUAAAACAUAUAAUAUUGUGGACAAUGAUAAGAAUCGAAAAAUUGGAUUUUAUGAAAAGCUUUCAAAAAUAUAUAACAACUUAAAUAUAUUUAAAAAACCAAAUGAAGUGAAGGACAGAGAGUAUAUUGAAAAUAGGAAAAAAAAAAAAAAAACUGAAAUAAAAAUGAAUGAUAUUGAAAAAACAAAUGUAAAGGGAGGUAUGGAAGGAUAUAGAAUGAAUGGUAUAAAGAGUAAUAUAUCAUGUGAUAGAUCAAAUGAUUUGUCAUGUAAUUUAUCACAUUUUUUAAAUGAAGAAGAGAGUGAUAUAAGAAAACAUAGGAAGAAAAGAACAUAUGAAGAUAUUUCAAAAGAUGAUAAUUGUGUAAGUAAAAAUAAAAAAGAAGAUAUGGAUAAUUAUAGAGGUCCAUUUGAAUAUCAGUCCUUGUUAAAAUCUUUGUUAUAUAUUUAUAAUUUUUAUACAAAUAAGAAAGAUAAUUGUUUUAUAUAUAAUGAUGAUGAAGAUGGUAAAAAUUCCAUAUCUAAUAUUAUGUGUUAUAAAGAUGAUCAAGUAUUCACUAAUAACAUUUAUGAAGAUGGGAAUGAAUAUUACUAUAAUGACGAUACCUUUAAGAAAAAUGUAUAUAAAUCGAAAGAUCAUCUAGUUAUACCAUCUAAUGAUUUAAUUAAUUAUAAAAUAAAAGAGAGUCAAUCAGAAUAUAAUCAUUUUAAUAAUAUUUUUAUUAAUGUAGUAAAUGAUAAAUCAGGAUUUUUCUUUAUUUUUAAUACUAUAUAUUUUACACAUUUAAAAAAUUUUUAUUAUUUUGUUGAUAUAUUGAAUAUUUUAAAUUAUAUAGGAAAGAAUAAGAGUAUAAUAAAUACAGAUGAAAUAAAUAAAGAUAUAUUCAUAUAUGAAAAAAUGGCAAUGUUUGUAGAAUAUGCAUAUGAUAUAUUUGUUAAUCAUAAUAAAAGGGCUUCAUCAAAUAAUAACAAUAAUUUUGGUAACAACAAUAAUUUUGGUAACAACAAUAGUUGUGGUAACAACAAUAGUUGUGGUAACAUCAAUCAUUUUGGUAACAACAAUAGUUGUGGUAACAUCAAUCAUUUUGGUAACAACAAUAGUUGUGGUAACAACAAUAGUUGUGGUAACAACAAUAAUUUUGGUAACAAUAAAAAUUGUAGUAAUAUGCGUUUACAUGCAUUACAUACAAAAUUAAUGCCAUCUCUUAAAAAAGAAGAAAAUAAAGAGACAAGAAUUGAUUAUAUAAGAAAAGAAUUAGAAAAAUUAAAAAGUGAAAAAUCUUAUGAAGAACUUUUAUUCAUAUCUAUGAAUGAAUGUAAUAAAAAAAUAUAUAACGAAAUUAAUAAAAUACCUGAAUUAUUUUUUGAUAUAUCUGAAAUUAGUGAAUAUUCAUCAAAUGAUAUAAUAAUAUCUAGUGAUAUAAAUAAUUAUUCAUCAUAUCCUUUAUUUAAUAAAAUGGAUAAUAACUUAUUAAAGGAUAAUAAAGAAAUGAACACCCAACUUGGAAUAUAUGAUAAAUUAAAACAUAAACUUAGUUCAUUUACUUCAUCGACGUUGGGGAAAAAGAAAAAUUCUAUAGGAAAUACCAGUAAUAACAUAUUUGUUUUUAAAAGGAACAGCACAGAGGAUGAAUAUAAAAAAGAAGAAGAAAAUGAAACAGUUUCUUUUAAUAAUGAAACAAAUGAUCUAUUAAAACAAAAUAUGGAUAAUACACAUAUAGGUAAUGAUCAACAUGAUGAUGUAAUAUUUGUUGCAAAUAAUAAUAUUCCAAGUAAUCAUAAUAAAAAUAAAAAGAAGGAAAGCAUAAAAGAUUUUGUACUUAAUCUAUUCAAACAAAGGAAUGUAAAGAAUGAUGAAUAUACACCAGAAGAUAUUAAUAAUAUGAACAAUGACAUGUAUAAUGAUUUACAGAAGGAUAUACAUAAUGAUAAUAAUUAUCCUUUAAAUGAAAAUCAGAAGAACUUACAUGAAAGUGAUGAGCAAAAUAUAGAUAUACUCACGGAUGAACCAAUCUUAUUAAAUCUGAACAAUGAAGGAAGUACAAAUAAAAAUAAUUCUUUUGUGCAUGAUAAUAAUAAAAUUAAUGAAUGUGAUAAUAAUGGAAAGGAAGUCGAUGAAGAUAAAAGCUUUUUUAAAUUAGAAAAUGAACCUACCCUGGAACAUGAAACAACAAAGGAGCACAAUGAUUUGAGUCAUGAUGAGUUGGGGAAUAAUUUAAGUGAGAUGUCAGGUGAGAUGUCAGGUGAGAUGUCAGGUGAGAUGUCAGGUGAGAUGUCAGGUGAAAUGUCAGUUGAAAUGUCAGGUGAAAUGUCAGGUGAAUUGUCAGACGAAAUGUCAGACGAAAUGUCAGACGAAAUGUCAGACGAAAUGUCAGACGAAAUGUCAGACGAAAUGUCAGACGAAAUGUCAGACGAAAUGUCAGACAAAACAUCAGACGAAAUGUCAAACCAAAUUGCUGUUGAUAUGUCAGACAAAAUAUCAAACCAAAUUGCUGUCGAUAUGUCAGACAAAAUAUCAAACCAAAUUGCUGUCGAUAUGUCAGACAAAAUAUCAAACCAAAUUGCUGUCGAUAUGUCAGACAAAAUAUCAAACCAAAUUGCUGUCGAUAUGUCAGACAAAAUAUCAAACCAAAUUGCUGUCGAUAUGUCAGACGAAAUGUCAAACCAAAUUGCUGUUGAUAUGUCAGACAAAAUAUCAAACCAAAUUGCUGUCGAUAUGUCAGACAAAAUAUCAAACCAAAUUGCUGUCGAUAUGUCAGAUAAUAUGGCGCGUACCAUAUCAGAUAACAGAUCGGAUAAUAUGUCAGAUUAUGUACAAAAGGAAACAUUAAAGGAAGAAAGAAGGGAUAUAAUAUCACAGCAUGAUUUGGAAAACAAAUCAGAUAAACAAUUUAAUGAUAUGUCAAAGGAAGACCAAGAAAUUACAAUUAAUGGUAGUGUGUCAAACGGAAAAACAGAAGAAUCAAAUGUUAUAGAGAAUGGAAAUAUAUUAAAUCAAGUAAACAAAAAUGAUAAUUUAUUAGACAUUUAUGAAAAGGAACAAAAGGAUAUUAAAAUGUAUGAUCGUGAAGUAUUGUCAAAUAAUAGCAUAGUUAAUGAAACAUGUCAAAAUGAAGUACUAGAAGGAAUUUUAAAGCAACAAGAAAUUAAUGAAUAUAGUAAUGAGGGUAUAAUGAAGAAUGAAUUAAAAAAGGGUGAAACUGAAAAAUUGGAGGGAGAAAAUAUUGAAGUGGAAGAAGAAAAAAAUAUUGAAGUGGAAGAAGAAAAAAAUAUUGAUUUAAAAGAAGAAAAUAUUAAUUUGAAAGAAAAAGAAAAUAUUGAGAUGGAAGAAAAAAAAAAUAUUGAAGUGGAAGAAGAAAAAAAUAUAGAGGUGGAAUAUCAAAAUGAAGGUAUCAAAUUAGAUGAAGAAGAAAAUGUCAAAUCAGAUGAAGAUGAAAAUAUCAAAUCAGAUGAAGAAGAAAGUAUCAAAUCAAAUGAAGAUGAAAGUAUCAAAUCAGAUGACGAAGAAAAUAUCAAAUUAGAUGAAGAUGAAAAUAUCAAAUUAGAUGAAGAAGAAAGUAUCAAAUCAAAUGAAGAUGAAAGUAUCAAAUCAAAUGAAGAAGAAAGUAUCAAAUCAAAUGAAGAUGAAAGUAUCAAAUCAGAUGAGGAUGAAAGUAUCAAAUCAGAUGAAGAUAAUCAAUCAGAAAAUAGUAUAGAAUAUGAAUCUGGAGAAAGUCAAGAUUAUGAAUCUGAUAAGAGUCAUAGAAAGAAAAGAAAAUACAACGAAACAGUAAAACAUACAUAUGAUGUAGAAGAGAGUAUCGAACAACACACAUGUGAUCAUUCAUCUACAGGAUCAUGUAAAGCAAGAAAUUGCAAUGGAAUAAAUGACGAAGAAAUUAUUAAUUUUUUAAAAAGUAAUGAUAAAAAUGUAUAUAGGAAAUAUUUAAAGAAUUUAUUGGUUUGUGAUAAAAAAUGUUCUAUAGAGAAUCAUAGUGAAGAGAAAGAUUUAUUUCUGAAAAGAGUACAAAAAUUAUGUUCAUUAAUAAAAAAUAAAAAGUUUAAUUAUAAGUAUACAGAUUACUGGAAAAAGAAAGUACACUUUAAAUGUUGUAAAUUACAAAGGGCAUAUAACAUUUUUAUAAUAAUAAUAUUUUCUAUAGUAAAAGAAAUAAAAAAUCUAACCAAAGAAUUAAAUGAAAUGAGUAAUUUCAUUUUUAUAAAUUCUGGAAUCGAAACAUAUUUAAAUGAAUGUAAUAUAUCUCUAGUUCAGAAAAGAAAAGAACAUAAUGAUAUAAUUAAUAAUUAUUUUAAUGAGAAUAAUAUAAUAAAUAGUUUCUUUUUUAAAAAGUAUUUUUGUAAAGAAGAAAAAAAAAAAAAAAAAAAAUAUAUAUCUUAUAUACCAUUGCAUAAUUAUAAAAUAUUAUUUUUAUGUUUACAAGAAAUAUUUAAUGAUAAAAAUAUCCAUGACAAGUUAGAAAAAAUAUCUUAUUAUAUAGAAUUUGAUGAUACUAAUAUAUUACCAAAUUAUUGUAAUUCUUUUUAUAAACACUUUAAAAUAAAUGAAAUGUAUUUAUAUCAUAUUCAAAGUUUAUAUAAUGAUAGUGUACCAACAAUACCAUGUUUAAAUAUGUUUAUAUCAUGUAUGAAUUAUAAUUAUGGUAAGAUACAUAAAAAGAAAUCACUUUUUAAAUAUGAAUUAAAUAAUACACAUUUAUCAACACUUCCAUAUGUAUACUGUUGCGAUAUACAAUUAAUAAAAUAUUUCGAAUUCUUAAAAUUAAAAGAAACAUGUUAUAAAAUAAUUAAAAAUAAUAAAAUAUAUGAUAAUUUCUUAAGUCAUUUAUCCUCAUACAUAUUUGAUGAUUCCUAUUUCAUUAUACCAUUUUUUACUUCAUAUGGAAAAUUUCUGAUUAUAAUUAAAACAAACAAAAAUAUUGAUAAUUUACAACAAUCAAUGGAUACCCUCAAAAAUAAAAACUCAAUCACAUAUGAUGUUAUAAUAAACAGUUUUGUAUUUCCGAAUGAUAGCAGUUUUCAAGCUAUUAUUCAUUUCUCUCACAUUUUUAUAAACACGUUGAAAAACUUAUUCAAAACACGAAAUUCGGAUGAGGAUAUUCCAGACAUAACAUUCGAAAACUUAUUAAACGUAGACAAGAAGAGGCUAAUAUAUCAUGAAAUAGAAUCUAAUAAGAACAAACGUCAUAUUAUUAUGAACAUGAUUUUCCUAAUAGAAUCCUUUUUCAAUAAUACUGAAAAAACCAGAAUUCCCAAAGAGUUUGACGAAGGGUUAAGGUUCUUGUAUGUUAUAAGGCUCCUUGAAUUUUUUCACGAAAAGAAAGAACAUCAAUGUUAG